Penicillium brevicompactum is the source of this 4605-nucleotide messenger RNA. RefSeq names its product putative glycogen debranching enzyme Gdb1. Gene Ontology annotation, biological process: glycogen catabolic process; glycogen biosynthetic process. Lineage: Eukaryota; Fungi; Ascomycota; Eurotiomycetes; Eurotiales; Aspergillaceae. The transcript has 3 exons. Bases 1 to 4605 code for a protein of 1534 amino acids. Gene Ontology annotation, molecular function: amylo-alpha-1,6-glucosidase activity; 4-alpha-glucanotransferase activity. The record is from RefSeq and is a predicted model, not a curated record.
AUGAGCUCCUCUCGCCAGGUCUACUUGCUUCCAUUGAAGGAUGAUGGAGCCCCAGAUGUGCCCGGUGGGUUCAUCUACCUGGCCCCUCCACCAAAGGAGGGAUACGUUCUCCGUUUCAUCAUCGAGGGAACGAGCUCCAUCUGUCGGCAGGGUAGCCUGUGGGUGAACAUCCCCGAAGAGGGCAAGCCAUUUGAGCGUCACUCGUUCCGGGAGUUCAAAUUGCAACCCAAUUUCAAUGAGAACAUCCAGAUUGAUAUCACUGUGAAGUUUGCUGGAUCGUUCGCUUUCUAUACGACGUUUUCCCCACUGCCAGAGUUCUCCGUCGAGGAUGUGCCCACUCCUGAGCCUACCCAGACGCCCGUUCACUAUAUUGACGUGUCUCCGAGACUCACAGUCCAAGGAAAGGAACUGCCGCUCAAUGCCUUGUCCAUCUUCUCGGUCAUCUCCAAGUUUAUGGGCGAGUACCCCACAGACUGGGACCGACACCUUCGGGGCAUCGGUCAGCGAAACUACAACAUGGUUCAUUUCACCCCAUUGAUGCAGCGCGGCGCGUCAAACUCUCCAUACAGUAUUUACGACCAAUUGGCGUUUGACAGCGCUUACUUCCCCAAUGGGGAAGAAGAUGUCUCUGCCCUGGUUGCGAAGAUGGAGAAGGAGUAUGGCCUUCUCACUUUGACUGAUGUGGUCUGGAACCACACAGCUAAUAAUAGCAAGUGGCUGGAAGAGCACCCCGAAUCUGGUUACAGUGUAGAGACUGCCCCCUGGUUGGAGGCAGCUCUUGAGCUAGAUACUGCUCUAUUGGAAUUCGGCGAGAAACUUCAGGACCUAGGUCUCCCGACAGAAUUCAAGACCGAGGGAGAAUUGGUCACAGUUAUGAACGCGGCGCGCAAGCAAGUCAUUGAUGGAAUUCGUCUUUGGGAGUUCUAUGUUCUUGAUGUCAAGAGCGACGUCAAGGCGAUCGUGGAUACGUGGAUCAAAGCCGACAUUGACCACAAGCUCGUUGAACACCAGGACAUGCAGCUGUUCAAGGGCUGGUCCCUUAACCAGCAGGCUAAUGUUCUCCGGGAGCUUGGCAUUCCAUCGGUUAAGCAGGUUCUGGGAAGAUUCGGUCGUACCGUGGAUCCUCGAUUCGGUGCUGUUGCUCUUAAUGUGCUCUUUGGUGACUACGACGAGGCAAACACCAACCUCGCCGAGGUGGAAGAGGCCGUGACCAAUCUGCUCAACGAAGCAAACUUACCCUUCUACAAGGAGUACGAUGCCGAUGUUGAUGCGAUCAUGGACCAGCUCUUCAACCGCAUCAAGUAUCUGAGAAUCGAGGACCACGGCCCUAAGAUGGGCCCUGUCACGAAGGAGAACCCUCUGAUUGAGACUUACUUCACCCGACUCCCUCUUAACGAGACCACCAAAAAACAUGACGCUAAAGCCCUGGCUUUGGCCAACAACGGCUGGAUCUGGAAUGCCGAUGCUAUGCGUGACAACGCCGGGCCCGAUUCCAAGGCCUACCUUCGCCGCGAAGUCAUCGUUUGGGGUGACUGUGUUAAGCUUCGCUACGGAUCUGGCCCGGAGGAUAGUCCUUUCCUGUGGGACUUUAUGACCCGCUACACUCGCCUGAUGGCCAAGUAUUUCGUUGGAUUCCGAAUCGACAACUGCCACUCCACUCCAUUGGUUGUUGCAGAAUACCUGCUUGACGAAGCUCGCAAGGUCAGACCUGACCUGACCGUGUUUGCAGAGCUCUUCACCGGCUCCGAAGAGGCCGAUUACGUCUUUGUCAAGCGCUUGGGAAUUAAUGCCCUCAUCCGUGAAGCCAUGCAAGCUUGGAGUACCGAAGAGCUCAGCCGUCUUGUCCACCGUCAUGGAGGUCAACCAAUCGGUAGCUUUGAGAUGGACCUUCCUUCUGCUGGAAGUAGCCACGCCAUCGCCUCCGCCAGGUCUGGCAAAAGUGAUGAGAAGAUCACUCACAUCCGGCCAUGCCCCGUACCCGCUCUGUUCAUGGAUUGCACCCAUGACAAUGAAGUACCGGCCCAGAAGCGCGAUGCUAGAGACACCCUUCCAAAUGCUGCCCUUGUGGCCAUGUGUGCAUCUGCCACGGGUAGUGUGAUGGGCUACGAUGAGAUUUACCCAAAGCUUAUUGACCUUGUGCACGAGACGCGCCAAUAUGAUUCUGCAUCCUCGGAUUCUGAUAGCCUAGCUAUUGGCUCUGGUGAAGGUGGAAUUGGUGGUGUUAAGAAGCUUUUGAACGAGCUCCACACUAUGAUGGGUGUUGAAGGAUACGAUGAAACUCACAUCCAUCAUGAUGGUGAGUAUAUCACCGUGCACAGAGUGCACCCAAAGACUAGGAAGGGUAUCUUCUUGGUUGCGCACACCGCGUUCCCUGGCAACGAGAGUGGUGCCAUUCUGGACGCCACUCAUAUUGCUGGCACCAGUGCCAAGCACAUUGGGUCAUGGCAGCUACAGGUCGAAGCUGGCGAUGAUGAAAAGACGAAAGCAUUGGCCGAUGAGAAGUACUUGAAGGGUCUUCCCAGUCACACUCGCGACAUUGAAAGCACCAAGAUUGAGCAAAACGACCAAGAAGUCAUCAUCUCUGUUCUGGACACUUUGGUUCCUGGAUCCAUUGCACUCUUUGAGACCUGGAUUCCCGGUGCUGACCAUGCGGAUGGCUUUGAAAACAACCUGGCCAAUGGUGCUGACGAGGCAUUCUCUGACCUCAGCUUGGUGGAUCUCAACUUUGUUCUUUACCGCUGCGAGGCCGAGGAGAAGGACUCCAGCGAUGGUCAGGAUGGCAUCUACCAAAUUCCCAAGCUUGGACCGAUGGUCUAUGCUGGUCUCCAGGGCUGGUGGAGUGUCCUCGAGGACAUUAUCAAAUACAACCAGCUUGGCCAUCCCUUGUGUGAUCAUUUGCGAGAGGGCCAAUGGGCCCUGGACUACAUCAUCGGACGCCUGGAGAAGGCAGCCGCAAAAGAAGGCUAUGUCGCCCUUAAGAAGCCCGCGUCGUGGCUGCGUGAGAAGUUUGAGGCUGUCCGCAGCUUGCCCAACUUCCUUUUCCCGAGAUACUUUGCAAUUAUCGUGCAAGUUGCGUACAACGCCGCAUGGAAGAGAGGUAUUCAUCUUCUGGGAGACAAUGUGCGACACGGCCAGGAGUUCAUUCACCAGCUGGCUAUGGUGAGUGUUCAACAGACUGGCUACGUCAAGUCCGCCUCUCUGUGGCCUACCAAGAUGGUCCCCAGUCUCGCGGCAGGCCUUCCUCACUUCGCCGUUGAUUGGACAAGAUGCUGGGGCCGAGACAUCUUCAUCUCUAUCCGUGGUCUUUUCCUUUGCACUCAACGCUUUGAUGAUGCCAAGGAGCACAUUAUUGCUUUUGCCAGUGUCUUGAAGCAUGGCAUGAUUCCAAACCUGCUAAGCAGCGGUAAACUCCCGAGAUAUAAUUCUCGCGACUCUGUUUGGUUCUUCUUGCAGUCCAUUCAAGACUUCGUUGAAAUGGCGCCCAAUGGUAUCGAGAUCUUGCAAGAGAAGGUCCCAAGACGAUUCUUGCCUUACGAUGACACUUGGUUCCCCUUCGAUGAUCCUCGCGCGUACUCUGAGUCGCCCACUCUGCUUGAGUGUGUUCAGGAAGUCUUCCAAAGACACGCUUCUGGUCUGUCUUUCCGUGAAUACAAUGCUGGUCCAGACCUUGAUUGCCAGAUGAAAUCCGAAGGCUUCCAGAUCGAUGUCAAGGUUGACUGGGAGACCGGUCUCAUUUUCGGUGGUAACCAGGAUAACUGCGGCACCUGGCAAGACAAGAUGGGAGAGAGUCCCAAGGCCGGAAACAAGGGUGUUCCUGGCACACCGCGCGAUGGCUCUGCCAUCGAAAUUACCGGUCUGUCCUACAGCGCUCUGGCUUGGGUUGCCCGCCUUCACGAAUCGAAGGCAUACCCUUACGAAGGUGUCGACAUUGGCGACGGAAAGAAGAUCAGCUUUGCCGAAUGGGCUCGCAAGAUUAAAGACAACUUCGAGCGAUGCUACUUCGUUCCCCUUGACCCCAAGGAAGACAGCCAGUACGAGGUGGAUGCCAAGAUUGUCAACCGCCGCGGUAUCUACAAGGACUUGUACAAGUCCGGAAAGCCCUACGAGGACUACCAGCUCCGCUCCAACUUCCCCAUCGCAAUGACUGUCGCCCCAGAGCUGUUCACGCCCGCCAAGGCCCUUGUUGCCCUCUCGAUCGCCGACUCCGCCAUCGUGGGUCCCGUCGGUAUGUCAACACUCGACCCAUCCGAUCUCAACUACCGACCCAACUACAUCAACUCCGACGACUCGAAUGACUUUGCCACUGCCAAGGGUCGCAACUACCACCAGGGUCCGGAAUGGGUCUGGCAACGUGGCUACUACCUGCGUGCUCUGCUGCAUUUCGAUCUCCUUCGCCGAAAGACGUCGGAGGAGCGAACAGAAUGCUUCCAGCAGGUCACUCGGCGUCUUGAUGGCUGCAAGAAGGCAUUGCGGGAAAGCCCCUGGAAGGGGUUGACUGAACUGUCCAACAAGGCUGGCGCGCAUUGCAAUGACUCGUCGCCUACCCAAUCCUGGUCUGCAGCUUGUCUUCUCGACGUUUACUAUGACGCAUCUCACCAUUCGUAA